Staurois parvus is the source of this 341-nucleotide messenger RNA. The record is from the annotation of a GenBank genome assembly. NCBI's taxonomy places the organism in Eukaryota, Metazoa, Chordata, Amphibia, Anura, Ranidae.
CUGCAGUGAUGGGCACUGAUAGGCUGCACUGAUGAGGAGGCACUGGUAGGCGGCACUGAUGGGCAUUGACAGGCAUCACUGAUGGGCAUUGACAGGCAUCACGCAUAUAUGGCACUGUUAGGUGGCACUGACUGGCAGCACUGAUGGGCGACACUGAAAGGCAGCUCAGAUGGGCACUGAUGGACACUGACAGGUGGGACUGCUGGGGCUACACAGAUCAUCAGUGCCCUGCGGCUCUCUUCUUCUCUGUCAGCGUGACAGCUCUUGGGGAGAGAAAUGCCAAUAACCGGCAUUUCCCUGUUUCCAUGUGAUCAGCUGUGAUUGGACAGAGCUGAUCACAU